Neomonachus schauinslandi (Hawaiian monk seal) is the source of this 1164-nucleotide messenger RNA. It is a transcript of the gene RPL11, whose product is annotated as ribosomal protein L11. The transcript has 5 exons. NCBI's taxonomy places the organism in Eukaryota, Metazoa, Chordata, Mammalia, Carnivora, Phocidae. The record is from RefSeq and is a predicted model, not a curated record. Gene Ontology annotation, biological process: translation. Gene Ontology annotation, molecular function: structural constituent of ribosome; RNA binding. Gene Ontology annotation, cellular component: cytosolic large ribosomal subunit; ribosome. The coding region runs from base 510 to 1115 and encodes 201 amino acids.
CCGCUGGGAGGGCUCAGAAGCGCGGCCCGUAGGCUGCAGGGAGGGCGAGUGGAGCGAACGGAGGGGCUGGCACACGGUGUCCGGACUUGUUACCCGUCCCGGGGACUUGAGACUUGCCGCGGGCUAGGGAGCCUCAGCUUGUUCCUCCGCUUGGGGAAGGCGCUAGCCUUCUGCCGCGGCCACCCGGCUGCUUCGGAAUGGAAUGGGGGGACGUCGCAGAACCACGUGAUUCCCGUUUCCCCAGCCGUUUAAAUUCUGUUUUCUCCCCCGUCGGCUUUAUAGUGCGGACGCGCUCCGACACCUUACACGCUGAGCCCGUUGGGGUUCAUCCUCUGCCUGUAACUUUAACUCCCGAUACCUGUCCUCAGUUUCUGAUCGCCCAUUCCGUGCGUGGAGAAGGAAACCAGAUCCCGAGCUGUCUUCUGCCUUGGUGCCUCCCACACAAACGCCGUGAUACUUUUUAAACCCUUUAGGGCUUUCGUUAGGAGCCAGGAUGAGCAGAAAUAGGUAUGCUGUGUAUGCUAAUGCUGGCCUCGGGGCUGUGGCGGGGUUGUGUGUUGACUGCGGCGCUCCCCUUGUUGCAGCAGGAUCAAGGUGAGAAGGAGAACCCCAUGCGGGAACUUCGCAUCCGCAAGCUCUGCCUCAACAUCUGUGUGGGGGAGAGUGGAGACAGACUGACUCGGGCAGCCAAGGUGCUGGAGCAGCUCACAGGCCAGACGCCCGUGUUCUCCAAAGCUAGAUACACGGUUAGAUCCUUUGGUAUCAGGAGAAAUGAAAAGAUUGCUGUCCACUGCACAGUCCGUGGGGCCAAGGCAGAAGAAAUCCUGGAAAAAGGUCUAAAGGUGCGAGAGUAUGAGUUAAGAAAAAAUAACUUCUCUGAUACUGGAAACUUUGGCUUUGGGAUCCAGGAGCACAUCGAUCUGGGGAUCAAAUAUGACCCUAGCAUUGGUAUCUACGGCCUGGACUUCUACGUGGUGCUGGGUAGGCCAGGUUUCAGCAUCGCAGACAAGAAGCGCAGGACAGGCUGCAUUGGGGCCAAACACAGAAUCAGCAAAGAGGAGGCCAUGCGCUGGUUCCAGCAGAAGUAUGAUGGGAUCAUCCUUCCUGGCAAAUAAAUUCCCGUUUCUAUCCAAAAGGCCAAUAAAAACUUUUCAGUGAAAUGUA